AAAAUAAAUUAGUUAAACACGUGCGGUAUGAUUAACAAAGCAAAAUGAGUGAUAUCAGUGAAAAAAAAAAUUUCAAGUUAAUAAAAAAUAAAAUAUUAAGAAAUGAAACUUAUAGAAAAGAGAAAAAAGAAAAAGAUAAAGAAAAAAGAAAACUAAGAGAGAAAAGAAAAAGAGAAAGAGAUGCACUCGGAGAAAAAGCACCGCCAAAAAAAAUGCAGAAAACCUUAGAUAACAUGCGAGUUAAGGAUGAAACAUUUGUUGAUAUUGAGGAUGAAGAAAUAUUGCAAGACACAAUGACAGACGAAAUGGCAUCUUAUUUUAAAGGUGAACAAGUACCUAAAGUUUUAUUCACAACUUGUAAUCGACCUAAAUGUCAUGAAACGCUUAACUUUAUAGAAGACUUAGUUAAAAUAGUUCCUAACUCAGAAUAUAGAAAUCGCAAAGGAAUAGACCUGAAGAAAAUCAUUCCACAGGCUGUUGAAAGAGGUUUUACUGAUCUUGUCAUAAUCAAUGAAGAUCAAAAAAAAGCCAAUGGUUUAAUCAUUUCUCAUUUACCUAAUGGUCCAACUGCUCAUUUCAAAUUAUCUUCCGUGCGAAAGAUUCGAGAUAUAAAGAAUCAUGGUAAAACAUCACAACAUCGACCAGAGCUUAUACUUAAUAAUUUUAACACACGCCUUGGUCAUUCAGUGGCCAGAUUGUUAGCUGCUUUGUUUCCAUACGAUCCACAGUUUCAAGGAAGACGUGCAGUUACCUUUCAUAAUCAACGAGAUUUUAUAUUUUUUCGACAUCACAGAUAUGUUUUUAAGAACGGAAAAAAAACUGGAUUACAAGAACUGGGCCCGCGCUUUACACUAAAGCUGCGGUCUUUGCAGAAAGGUUCUUUUGAUUCAAAAUAUGGCGAAUAUGAAUGGAUUCAUAAGAGGAAAGAUAUGGAUACUAGUCGGCGCAAGUUUCAUCUUUAACACUUGUAAUUUUCUACGCGUAAAAUUAAAUUUUUUGACUUUUAAAAAAAAAUCAAUGUUGUUUGUGCCGA
Molecule: messenger RNA, 1033 nt
Organism: Hydra vulgaris (swiftwater hydra)
Lineage: Eukaryota; Metazoa; Cnidaria; Hydrozoa; Anthoathecata; Hydridae
Product: ribosome production factor 1
Biological process (GO): maturation of LSU-rRNA; maturation of 5.8S rRNA
Cellular component (GO): nucleolus; preribosome, large subunit precursor
Molecular function (GO): rRNA primary transcript binding
Source: RefSeq, a predicted model, not a curated record